This is a messenger RNA of Ahaetulla prasina, 596 nucleotides long. RefSeq names its product NADH:ubiquinone oxidoreductase subunit A13 (gene NDUFA13). NCBI's taxonomy places the organism in Eukaryota, Metazoa, Chordata, Lepidosauria, Squamata, Colubridae. The transcript is spliced from 5 exons. The record is from RefSeq and is a predicted model, not a curated record. Bases 77 to 502 code for a protein of 141 amino acids.
AGACGGGGUCUUGAAACUCGGGUGCUUCGAGUCUUCAGGAAGCGGCUGGCUCUCGGUCCGUCGCUUAAGCUAAGGGAUGGCUGUCUUGAAUAAGCCUCCGUUGGGCUUAUUAUAUGCGGGGUCCGUGCUUUUCCAACCCUUCACAGGACGUCCUAAACCUGGUUACGGCCUCCUUGCCAUGGGCUUUGGGACUUUUAUUUUUGGAACUUACGUUCUUUUCAAAUGGAACUGGGAGAGAAGACUGCUGGCCUUUGAGGAUGCGGAAGCCAGGAUAGCAGUCAUGCCUCUCUUGAUGGCUGAGGAGGACCGCAAGACACUACGCCUCAUGCGUUCUAACUUGGAUGAGGAAGCCAAGAUCAUGAAAGACGUCCCCGGCUGGCAGGUUGGAGAGUCUGUCUACCAUACCACACGCUGGGUGUCCCCCAGAGCUGACGAGCUGUAUUACCUUCAGCCAGCAAAAGUUCAGGAAGAUAUCUUCUUCGGUUACACUUGGAGCACAUAAGCAGACAUGGGUUGCGGAAGGACCCACGUCUCUUGCUUUCCCAGAACGGAACAUAUUUCUUAAUAAACUAAUGCUCUCUGGAGCAUCGAUCCAU